Molecule: messenger RNA, 4170 nt
Organism: Parasteatoda tepidariorum (common house spider)
Lineage: Eukaryota; Metazoa; Arthropoda; Arachnida; Araneae; Theridiidae
Source: RefSeq, a predicted model, not a curated record
UUUAAUGUCCCGAAAUGUUUAUGUUUGUGUUGGGUUGGUGUGUGUUUACUAUUCGUCCCGCGAAUGAUUAAGCUUCACGGCUAUCAGUAGUUUAAUAAUUUUAAUGAUUAAUGCUUGAAAACUUUAUGUCACGAAAUAUAUUUAUGCAAACUUAGCUAAAGAACAGCUAAGGGAUGUCUCCCUUCUUGAAAUCUUCUUUCGAACAUUAUUCGAUCAUUUUUUUAGUAUGGUUUACUUGUAGUGCAGUGUUUCAAGUAUUACCAAAUGUGGAAGGUGCAGAUUCUUGCAAUGUGGGGCAUUUCAGAUGUGUUAAAAGCAACACAUGCAUUCCAUUAGGAUGGCUUUGUGAUGGAGAAAAUGAUUGUGCUUCUUCUAAAAUAAAUGACACAUCUGAUGAAGACCCUUUAAGAUGUCGUAAGGAACAUGUAUGUUUAAAGAAUUUCUUUAGAUGUAACGAUGGUAUUACCUGUCGUAAAAUUUCCAAACUCUGUGAUGGCAACAAUGACUGUCCAGAUUUUUCAGACGAAGGAUCGUUUUGUAAAAAUAAAAGUAUCUGCAUUGGGACAAACUGUACAUAUGGUUGCAAGCCAAGCCCGAAAGGACCACUAUGUUUUUGUGGUGAUGGCAAGGAACCAAAUGGAAAUGAUUGCAUAAGUAUUCAAGAUUCAAAAUGUGAAAAUGAUGCAUUGUGUGAUCAAAUUUGUAGCAGGAAAGACAGUGAAUAUGAAUGCAGCUGUGUUGAUGGUUAUAAAGCAAAAGGGCGAAAAUGUAUUGCUAUAAAUGUUCCAGCCAAGACACCCAUGUCAAUUGUCUUUACCAAUUCAGCUAAUCUACAGCACAUUUAUCUAAAUGGCUCUCUUAUUCGCAGUAGCAGUAUUGUGAAGGUUGCUGAAAAAUCUGCAGUUGACUUUGACCACCGAAAUGAGACUGUGUGCUGGGUUGUAAAAUCUAGAUUUAGUUCUGGUCUUGAGUGUUGCAAUGCCUAUAAUUUUUCCAGCUGUUGGGAAUAUAAGCUGCCAGAUUUGUACUCUCAGUCAACUAUUAGUCAAAUUUCGUAUGAAUGGGUGUCUGGGAAUUGGUAUAUAUUAGACGAAGUGCGUGAGAUGGUAAUUGUCUGUAACCACACGCUCUCUGUUUGUACUACCUUGCUAGAUAUAUCUUUGAGUAAAGCUAAGGACAUUGCUCUAGAUCCAACUAAAGGAUUAAUGUUUUACACUAUUUGGGAUCAAUCUGGGUCAUCAGCUCUAGAACGAGCUAAUCUAGAUGGAUCUGAAAGAAUCAAACUUGUAAUUGAAAAAAUUGUUGGGCCUAGUGGUAUAACUGUGGAUAUUCCUACUCAAUCUGUUUACUGGAUCGACACGUAUUUGGGAACGAUUGAAAGAAUCGGUUACACCGGAUCUGGAAGAAAAACAAUUGUUAGAAGCACUCAGGUUAAAAGUUUGCACGGAAUAUCUAUUUUCGAGGAUUAUCUUUAUGUUACCAAUGUUGAGGGAAACAACAUAUUAGCUUUUCAAAAGAAUAAUCAGACAUCGCCCACAUCUAUAAAAUCUAUUAUAACUCAACCAUAUCACAUUAGGAUAUAUCAUAGACAGCGACAACCAGAAGUAAUGCAUCCAUGUUCUCAUAGAAAUGGCCAAUGUGAUCAUAUUUGCAUCCCUCUUUUUAAAGAAGGUGUUACAGUUGUUAAAUGUCUAUGCAGGACAGGUUUUAACCUUGUUGCCAGAGGGAAGAAAUGCAUUCCUGCCAAACAGGGUCAGUUUCUGUUGUAUGGACGAGGACAUCCUGGGGCAAUAAAAGGGAUUUCUUUAAAUACGGGAGGAAAGCAGGAAGAAGUGCUGAUCCCUAUUCUAGACUUGAACAGACCAAUUGCUAUGGACUAUGAUGCUCGAGGACAGUUUAUUUAUUACUCAGAUGUUCAGAGGUUUGUCAUUGAGCGACAAAAAAUAGAUGGCAGUCAAAGAGAUGUUUAUUUGGAGAAGGGAUUAAACAAUUGUGAAGGAUUGGCUGUGGAUUGGAUGGGUAGGAAUUUGUACUGGACAGAUGAAGGGUUACUUGCGAUUUUUGUGGCCAGAUUGAAUGAUUCUAGCAUUAGAAAGCAACUUAUAAAUGAACCCAUGUCGCAUCCUAAAGCUAUAGUUCUUGAUCCUAAAAGAGGCAUGAUGUAUUGGUCUGAUUGGUCGAAUGAGUUUCAAACAUCACCUGGUGACACUGCAAUUGGAGGCAAAAUUAAGCGAGCUUACAUGGAUGGCAGUAAUAAAGAGAUUUUCUUGUCUGAAAAUUUACAGUGGCCAAACGGUCUUAGCAUUGAUUAUGUAGAAAAGAAAUUAUAUUGGUGUGAUGCUUAUCUACAUCGUUUAGAGCGAGUUUCUUUAGAUGGUUCUGGACGUGAGAUUUUGUUUGAAGAUGAAAACCGUGGCCACCCAUAUGGCUUGGCACAUUUCAAUAAUUUUGUAUACUGGUCGGAAUAUCAACAUGGUUUUUUGCAACGACUCAAUUUGAUGAAUAAAUCUGUUACUACAUUGAUAAAAGAAAAUCCUCCUGUGUACCAAAUUAGAAUUUUUGAUAGUGCUACUCAAACAGGCAUUAAUAAUUGCACAUCCAACAAUGGUGGUUGCUCUGAAUUAUGUCUUCAAACUCCAGAAAAAGCUGUUUGUGCUUGUCGGGAUGGAUCAACAUUAUCUAGCGAUAGGCAAACCUGCAUAGGAUCUGUAAAUUAUACGGAGCCAAAGCGUUGUCCUGAAGGAGAAUUUGAGUGUGUUAAAAAUUUGCGAUGCAUUGAUGUCCGAUAUUUGUGUGAUGGUGAUAAUGAUUGUGGAGAUGGUUCAGAUGAAGACUCUUCAGCUGGUGGGAAAUGCGAAGAAUUCCAAUGUCGUGUUGAUCAGUUUCAAUGUGAUACUCAUCGCUGUAUAUCUAUUCAUUGGGUAUGUGAUGGCGAAAAGGAUUGUAAAGACGGAUCUGAUGAAGAACCCAGUUCCAGAUGCAACAAUUCAACAUGCAGCUCAACAAUGUUUACUUGUAAGGAAACUGGACGUUGCAUCCCAACAAGUUGGACAUGUGAUUCAGAUUUGGAUUGUGGUGAUGAUGAUGUAUCAGAUGAGCAUGAAGACUGUGAAUAUCCUGAAUGUGAAGCUGCAGAAUUUCGCUGUGAUAAUCAAAGAUGUGUACCUCUUGAAUAUGUAUGUGAUGGAGAUGAUGAUUGCAGAGAUGGCACUGAUGAGCGUUUCUGUAAAAAGAAAUGUGAUGGUCCUAAUGAAUAUGUUUGUGAUGGAGGUACCUUAUGUCUGUCUAAGGAACUUCGAUGCAAUGGCGUACAAGACUGCAAUGAUGAAUCUGAUGAAGAAAACUGCGAAGAUGAAGAUAAGAAAUAUGUGUGCCAUGAAGAUGAGUUUUUAUGCCCUGAUGGAUUGUGUAUACCCAAUAGCUGGAAAUGCAAUUUAAGAUGGGAUUGUGCUGAUAAAAGCGAUGAGAGCAAUUGCAGUAAUGCUACCUGUGCGGAAAAUGAACACCUGUGUGCUUCUCAGGAUCAAUGCAUUCUGAGCAAUUUUGUUUGUGAUGGCCAGUUUGAUUGUGAGGAUAAAUCAGAUGAGAAAAAUUGUGGUGAAGAAAAUCCCCCUUGCAUCUUCCCCAGUCAUUCUUGUGAUAACAGAACUCGCUGUUUAAAUGUUACCCAGUUUUGUGAUGGCACUGCUGAUUGUGAAGAUGGAUCUGACGAGGGUGGCGAGUGUGAGUAUGAACAAUGCUUGCUAAGUGAAUGCAAAUAUUUGUGCCAGACAACACCUAAAGGACAUAUUUGUUAUUGUCCAGCAGGAUUGCAGGUUACAGUAGAUGGUCAUUCUUGCACAGAAAUUCCAUCUUGUGAGCAAUGGGGAAUUUGUAGCCAGAAUUGUUUGCAAUUGAAACACACCCAUAAAUGUUUUUGUGAGCCUGGUUACCAGUUGGAAUAUGAUCAUUUCACUUGCAAAAGCACUGCAUCAGCUGAACCUUACAUCAUAUUUUCAAAUCGUCAUGAAUUGAGAAGUGUUGAUUUGAAAUCCAUGGCUGUAAAAGCUUUAAUAUCUGGAUUACAGAAUACAGUAGCAGUAGAUUUUUAUCAUUCAUCUAAAGGAGAUCUAAUAUUUUGGACUGAUGUUGUUGAAGAUAAAAUUUAUAGAGGCUAUGUUAUAUCGGGGU